Molecule: messenger RNA, 660 nt
Organism: Ostertagia ostertagi
Lineage: Eukaryota; Metazoa; Nematoda; Chromadorea; Rhabditida; Trichostrongylidae
Source: the annotation of a GenBank genome assembly
GGCAUUGACUCGCACGUUGUGGAGGACACAGAGGAGGCUCGUCGCAUGACCGACAAAUAUCCGCGUCCACUUAAUGUGAUCGAGCGACCAUUGAUGGAUGGAAUGGCCGUUGUUGGAGAACUCUUUGGUUCUGGAAAAAUGUUCUUGCCACAAAGCCCAUAUCAAGGAACAAUUGUUCUCGCCACGGUCAAAGGAGAUGUUCACGACAUUGGAAAAAAUAUAGUAGCAGUGGUUUUGGGAUGUAACAACUUUAAGGUGGUGGAUCUGGGUGUGAUGACACCCUGCGAGGCAAUAAUCAAAGCUGCUGUUGAAGAGCAAGCUGAUUUCAUAGGUUGCUCGGGCCUCAUAACGCCAUCGCUGGACGAAAUGGUUCAUGUUGCUAAAGAAAUGCAGCGUGUAGGGCUUAAAAUACCGCUGCUUAUAGUGGAAGAGAAUCAGUCUUCAUCAGCCGCAGUUCCUGGCUUGAAAACGAACAACGAAUCGAAUGCCUUGGGCGGAACGGGAUCUGGUAGCAUGCUACGGGGAGACAAAAACAGGGCUGCGGGGGAUGGUAAAAGACAAGGCCCCUAUCCUACGCGAGCCAUCUCCUUCACACCUGCUGCCUGCUCCGCCCAGCUACAUUACGUCAUCCAUCGAGAUGUCGAUUACUACAAGAUAUGA